AUGGAAGUGCGCAAAAAAUCCUUGCUCAUUGGCAUCAAUUACCUCGGGAGUGAUCAUCAGCUCAAUGGAUGCCAUCGAGAUGUUGAGAAUAUUGCCGAGUUUCUCAGCUACCGAGGCUACUCGUCGGAUCCUCGCUCCCAAGUCAUAUUAAGAGAUGACUUGGGGGGCAUGUACUACCCCAGCGGACAUAAUAUACUGGCUGCCAUUGAUUGGCUUGUCAGCGAGCCCGGAACCUGCAACUUCUUCCACUACUCGGGACAUGGCGGGCAGGUCCGCGACCCGACAGGCCAGCGACCCUCGGGCAUACUGGACACAAUCUGCCCCGUCGACUUUGAAGAGCGCGGGCAGAUUGACUCGGACACGCUCCACCAGCACCUCGUCUCUCGCAUGCCCGCCAGCAGCACCCUGUUUGCCAUUCUGGACUGCUGCCACUCCGGUUCCGCCCUCGAGCUGCCCUACGUGUACAAGACGGACGAUGAGGGCAACGUCAGCCUGAUUGACAAUAUCCGCGAGGGCAUGCACCUGAUGAGCGAGGCGUCGGACCUCCUUCGCGGCGGCUUCAGCUUUGACAAGCUCGCCGAGGCGCGGGACCUGUACGCGGGCGCCACGUCGUUUUUUCGCUCCUUUAAACACAUGGGCGAGGAGCAGCAGGCCGAGGGCCUAGGCGAAGACGAGGACAGCGCCAUGUAUCAGCAGGAGCACAAGAUGGUGGCCAUGUUUUCCGGCUGCCGCGAUGACCAGACGAGUGCGGAUGCCAACAUUGGCGGCGUCAACGAGGGUGCCAUGUCGUGGGCUUUUUUGCAGGUGAUGAGGAGAUGUCCGAGCCCGAGCUUCCUACAGACUCUUCAUGAAACGCGAUUGUGCCUUCGCCAAUCCAACUAUGAGCAGGUACCACAGCUUUCAGUCGGUCUACAGAUGGACCUUGAGCGGCCAUUGACCCUGUGA
This is a messenger RNA of Beauveria bassiana ARSEF 2860, 945 nucleotides long. Its product is annotated as putative metacaspase. Lineage: Eukaryota; Fungi; Ascomycota; Sordariomycetes; Hypocreales; Cordycipitaceae. Bases 1 to 945 code for a protein of 314 amino acids. The record is from RefSeq and is a predicted model, not a curated record. Gene Ontology annotation, biological process: proteolysis. Gene Ontology annotation, molecular function: cysteine-type endopeptidase activity. The transcript has 2 exons.